This is a messenger RNA of Musca domestica (house fly), 1701 nucleotides long. RefSeq names its product hsp90 co-chaperone Cdc37 (gene Cdc37). The coding region runs from base 191 to 1345 and encodes 384 amino acids. The record is from RefSeq and is a predicted model, not a curated record. Lineage: Eukaryota; Metazoa; Arthropoda; Insecta; Diptera; Muscidae. Gene Ontology annotation, molecular function: protein kinase binding; heat shock protein binding; protein-folding chaperone binding. Gene Ontology annotation, cellular component: cytoplasm. The transcript is spliced from 3 exons. Gene Ontology annotation, biological process: protein stabilization; protein folding.
UUAGGCUUCAUACUCUGGUUGUGUGUAUUGUCGCAAAUUGAUUCCAGUAAAUUCUAUCAACAAAAGAAGCCGGAUAUUUUGCAUUCUGCAUUUUAAUCACAUCGCAAAUUUUCACUUCUUCUUGAACGAUAAAAAUAUUACGUUUACUUGUAGUUAAUCUGCUUUUGACAAUCAAGAGGAGAACUUAAAGAUGGUGGAUUAUAGUAAAUGGAAGAAUAUUGAGAUUUCGGACGAUGAAGAUGAUACUCAUCCGAACAUCGAUACACCAUCACUAUUUCGUUGGCGCCACCAGGCCCGAGUCGAACGCAUGGCCGAGUUGGAAUUGGAGAAGGAUGAGUUGAAAAAAGCUAAACAGUCAUGGCAAGCCCGCAUGGUUGAUUGCAAGGAACGGAUUAAGAAGAAGGAAGGAUCUGAAGAUGAGCUGAAGAAAAAACUUGAAAAACUUGAAAAAGAGGGCAAGGAUCUAGAUCGCAGGGAAGAGGAGCUUGUCAAAAAAGAGAAAAAAAUGCCCUGGAAUGUCGAUACCAUAAGUAAGCCUGGUUUUGAGAAAACAGUCUUGAAUAAACAACCGUCAAGGAAACAGGACGAGAAUCUAUCAGAAGAAGAACGCGAGGCCAAAAUGAAGAAUUUUGUCAAAGAAAAUGAGAAAUUGUGCAAACAGUUUGGUAUGAUGCGAAAGUAUGACGACUCGAAGCGUUUCUUGUCGGAACAUCCACACUUGGUUUGCGAGGAGACUGCUAACUACCUAGUUAUAUGGUCUAUUAACCUGGAAAUGGAAGAAAAACACGAACUUAUGGCACAUGUGGCUCACCAGUGCAUAUGCAUGCAGUACAUGUUGGAGUUGGCAAAACAGUUGGAUGUGGAUCCAAGAGCAUGCAUUGGUUCAUUCUUUUCAAAAAUACAGAACUGUAUGCCCGAGUACCGCCAACAGUUUGAAAGUGAAAUCGAGGCUUUCAAAGAGCGGAUUCGUAAGAGGGCACAAGAAAAAAUCAAAGAAGCAAUGGCUGAAGCUGAGGAGGAAGAACGAAAAGCAAGACUGGGUCCUGGCGGCUUGGACCCACUUGAAGUUUUCGAAACUUUACCAGAUGAACUGAAAGCAUGUUUCGAAAGUCGGGAUACAGAGCUUUUGCAAAAGACUAUUGCAGCAAUGCCAGUGGAGGAAGCAAAAUACCACAUGAAACGCUGUGUAGAUUCUGGCCUGUGGGUACCCAAUGCUGCCGAUGCCAAUGAUGAUGAUUCCGAAAAGUCCAAAGAAGCGUCUGAAAAAACUGAGGAUUCAGCUAAAAGCAACGAAAUGGAUAAGGAGCCAGUGUACACAGGCGUUAGUUCUAAUGACCUUGACUGAUUGCUCGAAUACAAAUAACAAUUGAGAAGUGUUGCUGAAGACACUUUCACUCCCAUUUAGAAGAUGAUUUCUUUAAUCUUCGUUAUCACAUGAAGACGAUCAUGAUUCCGUCUCUUAGUCACUUUUAGUAUCUAUCCCAUACCAAAAUUUCAACAAUCUUGAUAAUCAAUAUACCCAAAUAAUCAAUCGACAUUGCACUUGUUGAUACUCGUGUCCUACCAUUUAGCGCUGUAUAUUGAUAAAUACAAGUCGUUUAAACGCGUGUAUGUAUUAAAUAUAGUUGUAAGUAAAUUAUAUAAUGAUUACAUUUUCAAACAAUCGCUAAAUAAACAUGCCUUCAUCUUUGUUAAUUUCAA